Mercenaria mercenaria is the source of this 2655-nucleotide messenger RNA. Its product is annotated as tubulin--tyrosine ligase-like protein 12. Lineage: Eukaryota; Metazoa; Mollusca; Bivalvia; Venerida; Veneridae. The coding region runs from base 88 to 1998 and encodes 636 amino acids. Gene Ontology annotation, biological process: protein modification process. The record is from RefSeq and is a predicted model, not a curated record. The transcript is spliced from 14 exons.
AAACGUUGUUUGUUGUGAUUUUUGUAAGAACUGUCACACAUGUUUAUUUACCACUAAUUAAUAAUAUUGAAAUCGAUUUGUACAAAAAUGUCUCAAGAGCCUAAAAAUGAAGAGAAGGAUUUGACGUUUGAAGAAUUUCUGCUUGUCCAUCAGCAUCAGUUGGAGAGUUCAUGUGUACCACAACUAUACUGGACAACUUUGUUCAAGAAGCUGAAAAAUGAGAUAUAUGAUGCAGGAGAGGUGUUCCAGAUACAGUGUGUUCAAGAAGAAGCAGAGGAUGAGGACAGUGAAGAAGAUGAUGAGAAUACUAGCAGCUGUAGUUGGAGGGUUGUUGUCAAUACAGAGGAGGGCAUUAAAUGCAUAGAUAAAAAGCACAUUUACCUUGUUGAUCAUGCGUGGACAUACCGUGUACAUGAGGCACGGGAUUAUCUUAACCAGGUGGCAGGACUUAAAGAAAGAAUGGCAGCUUUGAUGGAUGUUCCUACAGAGGGUAGAGAGCAGAAGAAAGUUGUUGAUGACUUACUGAAAGAAAUGUGGAAAUUCAAUAAUACAUACAGCCUUGGUAACUAUGAACUGGGUACAAAUGAACGUCUUCCAAUAUGGUAUGUAAUGGAUGAGUUUGGUUCCCGUAUUCAGCAUUCAGAUAUGCCAACAUUUAAGAUGGCACCCUUCAUGUAUGGACCACAGCAUAUAGCAUAUUCAAUUAUCUGGCCAGUCAGAGACCUCGAAAAGGGAGAGGAAGUAACAAGAGAUUAUGUACCAAAUAUUCAACAUCCUGGGAGGAGAAAAGCUAUGCUGUUACCAUGGAUACAAUGUGACUUCAAGGAUAUUUCAUAUGAACAACCAGAACCAGAACCUUCCUUCUUCUCAGCUCACAGGAUAGAAGAUGAAGACACCUCUGAUAUGAAGAAGGUCCCACCCCUACCUACUGAUCGGAAAUUAAAGGUGUGUCUAGAUUACCCACAAUCCCCAGAGUUAACAGACAGCAGGUUUGAAUUGGUAGAAUCGGGUGAAGAAGCAGACAUUAUCUGGACACGACACAGUUUCAAGGAUUAUAAGUCAUUAUACAGUGAAGGAGUGUACAGAUAUAUAAACCAGUUUCCAAGUGAACAAUGUUUAACAGUGAAAGAUCUGUUACCUAUAGUCUGUCGGAGAGCUGGUUCUGGCAAAUAUGACCCAGAAACACUAGAGGGGUCUCCAAAAUGGCUGCCAGUGUCAUAUAAUCUCAAUACUGAAAUGGACAAAUUUGUUUCCUACUUCCAGCACAGAGAAGAAAAAGGUCUUGAUAAUGUAUGGAUUUUAAAGCCGUGGAAUCUCUCCAACUCUGCAGACAUAACAGUCAGUGAUAAUCUCAACCAGAUUAUUCGCUUCUCAGAAAGUGGACCAAAAAUAGCUUGCAAGUAUAUAUCAGACACUGUAACUAUACAUAGAGAAGAUAUCAAGUCAGAUGUAAAAGUUGACUUCAGGUUCCUGGUGUUUUUGGCCAGUGUGAAACCAUUGAAACUCUGGGUAUAUAAACCUUUCAGUGUCAGGAGAGGACACAAACAAUAUGAGUUAACAGACUAUGAUGAUUUCCUACGACAUCUGACAUAUGUUGGUCUCUACGAAUAUAAAGAUGUUUACAGACCUGGUAUGUACACAGAGCAAUUUAUAGAGCCAUUUGAAGCAGAAAAUCCAGGUUUUAAAUGGGAACCUAUAGAGGCCUCCAUACACCAGAUGUUUCUGGAAGUGUUUCAGGCAGCUACCAGUAAGGCUCCACCAGCUGGGAUGUCCCAUUUCCCACUGUCUAGAGCUAUUUAUGGCAUUGAUUUAUUGUUGCAGUGGAGCAAAAAUGAAAAAGGAGAGAAAUAUGUACAGCCUAUGUUAAGUGAGGUGAACUUUGCCUGUGAUUAUACCAGCUGGAUGGAGGAAUAUCCAGAAAUGCUUAAUGACGCCUUCAGUGUAUUAUUCUUCAAUGACAUCAAAGGACGUGAAGAUAGGAUCAUCCCACUGUCUUGAUGAGCUGUUCUAAUGUAGACUGGAUCGGUUUUUAUAUUGUUAUAAUAACUAACCUCAUUAAUCGUUACAUAGACUGGAUCAGUCUUAAAAUAAUGAUAUAUCAUAGCACACUGUAGACUGUAUUGAAGGUUUGGCUUCCAUCAUUAGACACAAGCAUGAACAGGAUCUUUCCAAAAUGGAUCUUCAUAUAUCAAAUGGAACAUUGCAAAAGGUUAGAAGAUGAAAGUUGCCAUCAGCUUUUCUUAUCUGUCUAAGUUGUUAUACAAGACGUGACCUUUGCACAGUACAAGGAAGGAUCCAGUAUGCCUCUCUGAGCAAAAGUUCAGGAAGUGGCAAAUUCUUUAUAAUGCAGAAAUAAGCUUAAAGUAGAAUUUGUACCAAAAACCUAAGAAAAGUCAAGUGACAGGAAUAUACAACAUUUAUCAUAUACCUCAGAGUAUAUCUUGUCAGUCCAAACUUACACAGACAUUUCAUAGUUCUAUUUUGGGCAAUUCAUGUGUUCAUCUUAACUGUUUCAAUACCAGUAAGCUCUUAUUUGUUAUAUAAAGGAAACAGCAAAUUGUUAAAGUUUUCAUUUUUAUUUCAUUUUAGUUAGUGAUUUCUUUUAUAAUGAAUCAAUAUGUACAGUUUCAUGUGCAAUAAAUACUUUUAAAAACA